Odocoileus virginianus texanus is the source of this 9640-nucleotide messenger RNA. It is a transcript of the gene SCAF11, whose product is annotated as SR-related CTD associated factor 11. Gene Ontology annotation, molecular function: RNA binding. Lineage: Eukaryota; Metazoa; Chordata; Mammalia; Artiodactyla; Cervidae. The record is from RefSeq and is a predicted model, not a curated record. Gene Ontology annotation, biological process: spliceosomal complex assembly.
UAAUGUUUACUGUGGGUUUAUCAUAUAUAGCUUUUAUUAUGUCAACCUUGGACUCUUAAAUGUAGGCAUUUGAACUGAGAAAAGAACUAAGAUGAAAGGUAUGGUGAAGGUAGAGUUAGUGGAAAGUUGUGCAAAUUAAGUACAUUUUAAUGUAUUUAUUCAGGUAGACUGAGCAGGAACCAUGGUUGCCCAAAGGAUAAUUUAAAUUUAUUUUUAUGAAAGAACUUCUUGAGGAAAUAUUAUCUUUUUAUGGUAGAUUUCAGAAGCAGUGAGGUUUAGUGUCUUAAUUUUUUCAAGUUUUUAAAAGUGAGCAGGGGCUGUGCUUUGAACAUUCAUGUGUGACUUUCUCCUUUAGGUUAUUAUCUUUAUAUUAUACAUACUAAAACUAAUGAAUAGAGUAUAUGAAAUUGUGAAGUUCUUUUAUUUGGAUUAGAAAUUAUUAGUAUAACAUUAGUUAAAACUCCAGCAGACCUGAUAGAUAAUUUUAUUGGAAGUUGAGCCAUUUGGGUUUUGUAUUAGUUUUUCUAUUAAAUCAUCUGUGACUCUGAUAAAAUUGUAUAAACUUUACUUUCUUCAUUUAGUGAACAUGGUGUUGUCUCACUGUAAGUAUUGUAAACCACUAGACAGCAUACCUUUUGACAAAUCUGAUAAGAACAUAUCACUCUCAUUCUUUAGUCAUACUAGAUAAUAGAUAACUGAGUUUCCAUACUUCUUUUUUAUUUUAACCUCCUUUAUAUACUUUGUUCUUGGAAUGAACAUAAUAGUCUUUGGUUUGGGCUAAUAGUUUAUAACUGAUAUAGUUUAUAAAAAGUACCCCUUUUAGGACAUUUCUUAAUGGACUAUUUCCCUAGGUACAUACUAAAUCCGUGUAAUUAUGGCUCUGUUAAUUUGGAAUCAAUUAAUCAAAUUUUAAUUGGGUACCUGCCAAGUACUACUGUGCUCUUAAGAUCAGAGCCUUUAUUAUACUGGUUUGUUUUGCAGGAAAAGAUGUUGUCAUUGAAACAUCUUUUCAGAUAUACUAAAUUAAAAAAAAAAAAGUUUCCAGGUAAGCAUAACAGAUUGAGCACUUCUUUAAUUCUCUGAUCCCUCUCAGAACCCUACAGAAAAGACCAUAAAGAAAUCAAAAUAAAAAUUUAAGCCACAAAACAGAACUGGAGAGAAGUACAGCUGAUGAAGGAUGUCCAUAAAAUAGAAGCUUGAAAAUGGUUGUUUGAGGUGCAUAUUAAUAGUAAACUGUCUUAGUAGAAAGCUGAAACCCAAACCUCUCAUGGAGAGUGACAUUGAGAAUCAGACCAGUUCACACACUGUAGAACCUUAGUCUUUGGUCUGGGACCUACGUUAUAUCUGAAAGCAGGUGUAUGGGGUGGUGCUGAAAACAGAAUUGGUUAAAAUUUUUAAAGGAGCAGUUUAUCCUGCAGAAUUUUGGCUGAAUUAGGGUAAGGGGAGUCUACUCAGGCAAACAGGAGGCUUACUUUCUAAAUGAGUGAUUAAAUCAACUUAAACUCUAGUGCGAAUGAGGGUAGAGGAAACAACAGUAAAAAGAAGGAAAUUAAAGCAAAUGUUGAGGUCUCUACCUUCCUGCCCAUGAUCAUUUCGCAAAGCUCUUGCAGUCUUGCUUGUUCCCAAAAUGGAAGAUAGAAGGUAUUGGUAUCUUCCAGAAUACUGUCGCUGGUUUAGAAGACUUGGAGAUACUGCCAUUUGGAAAUUUUUGAAUGAAAUAGCCAGGUCUCUCUGCUUUAUCACCCUACAGUGAAACCCAUUGAAAGGCACUGACCACACAUCCACAUUGUUCUCAGUCAGUAUCUUAGUGCUCCACAAACAGUCAAGGACCACCAGAGAGUGAGGGAGCCUCCAGGUAAUAGAGAUAAAUACAUAGGCAAAGAAAAGGAACCUGACAGAACAAACCGAGUGCUGAAACAGGGAGUUACUUGAAAACUAAUAUCCUCAGAGGUAAGAGAAGGAAUAUUUCAUUAAUGAGGUAAGAAAAGACUAAAAAAAGAAAAAUUUUGGAAAUUAAGAAUAUUAUAGCUGAAGUUUAAAAAAGUUGAAUGUAAUUGGAAAAUGAGUUGUAAACAAGGAAUGAGCUACACUGAUAGAAUCCUAGACUCUGCAUAUAUUUGAAGAGCUUCUAGAGAGAGAAAAUAGACCAUGUGUAAAAGAAUGUUGCCAAUAACAGAUGAAGCAGUGGAGCACUACCUUGAAAAUUCUGGGGAAAAUAAUUAUUAACCUAGAAAUCUGAGAUGCAACCAAACUGUCAGUCUAGUGUUAGGGCAAAAUAAAGACGUUUUUAAAGACAUUAAGAGCUUAAAAAUUCAUUCUCAAACAUCCUUUCUCAUAAUUACACUGGAAGAUAUGUCUGUGUCACUUAAUGAGAAAGUAAACAAAGAGACAAUGUGAGAUUCAGAAAAACGAGUUCCUAAAAGAAACAGAAAAGGAGAAAAAAAACAAUAAGCAAAUUAGUUCUGACCCAGGGAAAGGGGGUAUUGUGAAGAUAAUAGAGGACAGUCACAGAAUGACAGUUGAGCCGCAGCUUUUAGAGAGUUACCAGUUCAAAUUGGAGCAGGGCAGAGGAAGGGUGUUUCCAAGAGAGUGAGGAGCAAACCUGAUGGAUGAAUUGAUGUAUUUGAAUGUAUUAAGAGAUCUUUACAUUUGUUGCAGUUAGUUCAAUUAAUGACAGAUAAUACAACAUAAAAACAAGAAAAAGCUAUCAUCAACCAUAGGAAAAGGAAGAAGUUGUACAAAAAAGUAAUUGUAAUUCAGUAUAUGGCCUAGCUGAGAAUGUUUAUAUAGUUAUGAUAAUGCAGCAUUGUUUACAUCGUGUUGAUACAUCAAAAAGAACAUUUGGAGCCUUCCAUGGUGAUCCAGUGGUUAAGAUUCUGUGCUUCCCCUGGUGGGGUCAUUUCCUCAAGUUGCACAGUACAGCUUAAAAACAUUUGUGGAGGAGAAGUCUAUCUUCUGGAGGAAAAAAAAUUUAAAAAUAACCAAAAAUAACACGGUAGAGCAGUAUAUAUCUUGCUCAGUUGUAUCCAGCUCUUGUGGCCCUGUGGACUUCAGCUCUUCUGUCCUGGAGCUCACCUGGCAGGAAUACUGGAGAAACUCUAAAUACAAUGAAAUGGGAGGAAAGAAAAAUUCAAUAAUAAAGACAAACAAGCCUCGAGGAUCAAAUCCAUGUACAAAUCAGUGCUUCAGGAAUUUUUUCUCCAAUGUCUUUUCUUCUAGUUACACUGGAGAAUCUUCUUUUGCCUAUACGGCUUACUGUACAGAAUUUAUAGAAGUCAAUGAAGUCAGUGCUUUGAUUAGGCAGAAGAGACAGGAACUGGAAUUGUCAUGGUUUCCUGAUACAUUACCUGGAAUUGGAAGAAUUAGUUUUAUACCCUGCAAUAUUGAAAUAGAAGUCCUUCCUCUCAUCUCUUCUGUGUUGCCAAGAACUAUUCUUCCAACAAGUACCAUAUCUUUAGAAAAUUUUGGUACUUCUUGCAAAGGCUAUGCAUUAGCACAUACUCAAGAAGGGGAAGAGAAGAAGCAAACUUCUGGUACCUCAAACACCAGAGGAUCAAGACGAAAACCUGCAGCAGCAACACCUACAAGAAGAUCUACACGUAACACAAGAGCUGAACCAGUCAGUCAGUCUCAGAGAUCCCCAGUAUCAAAUAUUUCUGGGUGUGAUGCCCCAGAUAACAAUAAUCCAUCUGUAAGUGUUUCCUCUUCAGGUGAGUCAGAGAAGCAAACAAGGCAGGCUCCAAAACGGAAGUCUGUAAGAAGAGGAAGAAAACUACCUUUAUUGAAAAAGAAACUUCGAAGCUCUGUGCCUACCCCUGAAAAAUCAUCUUCCAGUGAUUCAGUUGAUGAAGAAGUAGCAGAACCUGACAUACCACCUGAGUUAGAGAAAGAACACCAAUCAGAUGUAGAAAGUAUUAACACUGUGCAGAUUAAUGUAGAAGAUGAGUCUGCUAAUGGCUUAAGAAGUUGCAGUGAGCCAUUAAAAGAGAGUGAAGAAGGUGCUGAGACCCAUGAUACAGAGGAAAGAGUAGAAACUUUACAUUCCGAGUCUGGUGCCCAAGAUCCUCCUGUGUUAUUUGGAGGGGAGGAGGAAAUUCAAGAAGUUGAGAAUACAGGUAUAGAAGUUAAUGUUUUAUGUCUGGAAGGUGAGAUUUCUGCAAGUACUUCCAAAAAAGGAAGUGAUUCAUUGGGAAAUCAAGACCCAGUAGCUGAACCUUCAGAAUCAGAAAUAAAAGCAGAUAUAUGUAUAGAUCAUGCUCCAAAUGAUUCUCUUACAUGUUCAGGAUCUGAAAUUGAAGUGUACCAACCCGCAUCAAGCUUAGGUGAGUUACCUGAGAAUGCGGAGUCAAUAGUUAAUGAAGAAAAAGUUAUGGAGAGUCCUAUAGUAAAUAUUAUUGAUCAUAGAGAUUCUACAGUAAAAACAGAACAGCUUAUUGACAGUCCCAAAUUAGAAUCUUCAGAGGGUGGAGUUAUACAAGCAGUGGACAGAAAACCUAUUGAGAGUUUAGAGGUUCAUUUGCUUAGACAUGUUGAAAAUGAAGAUGCAGACAUAAUUGCAACAUGUGAUACUUCAGGGAAUGAAACUCUCAAUAGUAUUCAAGACUCUGAAAAUAGUUUAUUAAAAAAAAAUCUUAACACCAAAUUGGACAAAUCUUUAGAAGAAAAGACUGAAUCUUUGAUUGAACAUCCCAGAUCUACAGAAUUGCCUAAAACACACGUUGCACUGAUUCAGAAGCAUUUUAGUGAGGAUAAUAAUGAAAUGAUAUCUAUGGAAUGUGAUUCAUUUUGCAGUGACCAAAAUGAAUCCGAAAUCGAUCCAUCUGUAAAUGCUGAUGCUAAACAAGUAAGUGAAAAUUCUGUGGAGCACAGUUCCCAAAAGAAUAUGUCAUCUUCUGAUCCUCCAAAUGAAAAGGUUGAAACUGUAUCUCAACCAUCUGAAAACCCAGUAGAUGUGACAGAUAAAGCCAAAAAGCCUCGUACGCGAAGAUCUAGAUUUCACUCUCCGUCUACAACUUGGUCUCCCAACAAAGAUACUGCCUGGGAAAAGAAGCGGUCUCAGUCUCCGUCUCCCAAAAGAGAAACUGGAAAAGAUAGCAGGAAGUCUCGAUCACCAUCUCCUAAGAAAGAAUCUGUUAGAGGACGGAGAAAAUCUCGUUCUCAGUCCCCCAAAAAGGAUAGUGCAAGAGAAAGGAGGAGAUCUCAGUCUCGGUCUCCAAAAAGAGAUAGUGCUAAGGAAGGCAAAAGAUCUGAGUCGCUCUCCCCAAAAAGAGAGAACAGAAGAUCUCAGUCCAGAGUAAAAGAUUCCUCCCCAAGAGAAAAAUCCAGGUCCCGGAGCAGAGAAAAAGAGAGUGAUAGAGAUGGGUCGAGAAGAGACCGAGAUAGAGAAAGGAGAAUGAGAAGGUGGUCUCGAUCCAGAUCACGGUCAAGGUCACCAUCAAGAUCUAGAACAAAAUGUAAGGGUUCAUCAUUUGGUAGAAAUGACAGGAACAGUUACUCUCCUCGAUGGAAAGAAAGAUGGGCAAACGAUGGUUGGAGAUGUCCACGAGGGAAUGAUCGAUACAGAAAGAGUGACUCAGAGAAACAGAAUGAAAACACAAGAAAAGAGAAAGACGACAUCAGUCCAGAUGCUGAUGAUUCAAAUUCUGCCAACAAACAUAGAAAUGACUGUCCCACUUGGGUAACAGAAAAAAUAAAUUCUGGGCCUGAUCCGAGGACCAGAAAUCCAGAAAAGUUAAAAGAUUCUCAUUGGGAAGAAAAUAGAAAUGAGAAUUCAGGGAAUUCUUGGAAUAAAAACUUUAGUUCAGCUUGGAUGUCUAACCGUGGUAGAGGUAACCGUGGUAGAGGCAACCAUAGAGGUGGUUUUGCCUAUGCAGAUCAAAAUGAGAACAGGUGGCAAAACCGAAAACCCCUCUCAGGGAAUUCAAAUAGUUCAGGGAAUGAGACUUUCAAAUUUGUGGAGCAGCAACCCUAUAAACGGAAAAGUGAGCAAGAGUUCUCCUUUGAUACACCAGCCGAUAGGUCGGGGUGGACAUCUGCAUCGAGUUGGGCUGUGAGAAAGACUCUGCCAGCAGAUGUACAGAACUAUUACUCGAGACGAGGGAGGAAUUCUUCAGGCCCACAGUCUGGAUGGAUGAGGCAAGACGAGGAAACAGCUGAACAGGAGUCUAACCUGAAAGACCAAACAAACCAACAAGGUGAUGGUUCUCAGCUACCUAUAAAUAUGAUGCAGCCACAAAUGAAUGCAAUGCAACAGCACAUGAGUGCACACCAGCCUGUGAACAUGUUUCCGUAUCCAGUGGGUGUUCCUGCUCCUUUGAUGAACAUGCAGCGCAGUCCGUUCAGCAUUCAUCCUCAGCUGCCCUUGCACCUGCACACCGGAGUACCUCUCAUGCAGGUGGCGGCUCCUAGCGGAGUAUCUCAGGGACUGCCGCCACCACCGCCCCCUCCCCCGCCAUCCCAGCAAGUCAGCUACGUUGCUUCACAGCCGGAUGGAAAGCAGUUGCAGGGUAUUCCUAGUGCUUCUCAUGUAAGUAGUAACAUGAGUACACCAGUCUUGCCUGCUCCGACAGCAGCCCCAGGAAAUAUGGGAACAGUUCAGGGACCAAGUUCUGGUAAUACUGCGUCAUCAAGUCACAGCAAAGCUUCUAAUGCUGCUGUAAAAUUGGCGGAAAGCAAAGUAAGUGUUACAGUGGAAGCCAGCGCAGAUAGCUCGAAGACAGACAAGAAACUGCAAAUUCAAGAAAAAGCAGCACAGGAGGUAAAAUUGGCCAUUAAGCCAUUUUAUCAAAAUAAAGACAUCACCAAGGAAGAAUAUAAAGAGAUUGUACGGAAAGCAGUAGAUAAAGUGUGUCAUAGUAAGAGUGGAGAAGUAAAUUCUACUAAAGUGGCAAAUCUGGUUAAAGCCUAUGUAGACAAAUACAAAUAUUCACGGAAGGGAAGCCAAAAGAAAACUCUGGAAGAACCUAUGUCUGCUGAUAAAAACGUGUGCUGAAAGGGGAGCAGUAGAACGGACACUGAUGAGAUAUCUGCAAAGUGCAAUUUCAACAUGUACCUUUACCUGAAAGUCAUACAUAGCUGUGAUUGAAAUUUGGUUUUGAUAAAAUUAUCUUUUUUAAUGUAGGAUAUAAUGUUUUGUUCUAAAUAAAUAUAGUUCAGCACCACAAUAUCUAUAUCUUUUCCUCCUCUCCAUUUCCCGCCCCCCACCCAAAUAAAAUUCAAGGGAAAGUAAAGGGUUUAAAGGAAUAUGCAUUUUUACUAGGACUGGGUUAUACUGUGGAUGCUGAAAGAUGUACAGGUUUUUGAUUUGAACAAUGGAGUGCAUAAAUUAGAAACUUCAGAGUGCACUGGUUUUGGAAGAGAUAUAUAUAAUACAUUUAUUCUGUCAGGCUAAAAAUAAAAAAUGGUCUUAUGAUUUUUCUCUCUAAUUAUAGAAAGAUAAAUAAUGUAUUACCAUGAAGACUAUUUCUAAUAACAGAACAUACCAGUUGCGGGGUUCUUAAUGUGUAUUUUUAAAGCACACAUCUGAAUAAAUUGCUUAGGUAGAAGAUAUGAUCAUGAGUAAAAUUCAGUGUUCAGAACUUUAGAACACUGUUCACCUAUUGUAUCACCAAAUAAAAGUUAUGCUGCUUGUUUUUCUUUUGUGCCUUCUUUUCCCCAAUUGAGAUGAAGCAGUUUGAUUUGUUACAUUUACAACUUUGGCACUCUCAGCUCUGUUGAAUUUAGAAGACCUGUUUGGAAAAAGUGUUGACCUUGUAAAAAUUACGUUCUUCCAUAAUAUCUUCUGCUCAUCAGAAAUGGUAAACUGCUUGUGCCAACUGGAGAAUUGCUUUUAAGUCGUGACCCUCCUUUCCUUGGGUCUAAGGCAAAAUAAAAUCAUGAUAUUCGCUUCAGGGGCUUUCACGUUGUUGAUCCAUCUAUUAAUUACUAAUGAAAUUCUUCUUACACUUGGGAAAUCUCCAAAUGCUUUACAGUGAAUAAAGUGUUAAUUUGGUAACCAUUUUACAAAAUUCGAGACCUUAAAACCUGUGUUUUGGAAAAAGGAGAGGAAUUAAAUAAUGGAGUCUUAGGCUUUCAGGGGCUAGAGAUUUUUUUUUUUUUUUUAGUACUAGAAUCUGUUAAUUUUUAUUAAAAGUUAAGUUUAAAAUGUUCUAGCCUUAUUAUUUUAUUUGGCAUCUUGGAAGAAAAAAUGGGUUAACUCCAUGAUAAACUGUUUCAUUCCAGUAACAAUUUUCAAUAGAUACCAAAUAACUGGAAAGCACUUCAGAUCAGAUGUUAAUGGCGCAAAGAUAGAUAUAUGCCUCAGUGAGACAGGCUGACCAUUAUGCUAGGUAAAUAGUGAAAGCAAUACUCCAGGACUGCUUUUCUGAAGUAAAGAUUAUCUGUUUCUCAGUUUAUGUGUGUAAUACUUUCCUGGUGCUAGCUUCGAUAGGCGAAUUUUAAAAUGUUGGCCCCAGUAAUGAUUGCACUACUUCAUAAUCUUUGAUUAUGAGUAUAAUCCCAAAAAGUGUUAGAAAUACUUCCAAGCAGUUUCUGAUCUUUAUUCUGCAUUUCUGGGCGUUUGUAAUAUGGUGUUCUACUGAUUUAUAUAUAUUUUUAAUUAAAGUUUAUGUUAAGAUUAUGAUGGGGCAAGAGUUUUGGAAGUAUAUUUCUUCUAAUAAAAUAUUAAGACAGUGUUUCAAUUGUCAACACACACCUCCUCAUUUGUUUUGGUUUUGGACUCUAAAGUUUUAGAACUUUUUGUUUCUAAAAAACAGUUCUGUGAACUUUCGAUUUUGGAUUAAAGCUAGUUCCCACUUAGAAAAUUUUGUAGCAAAUUGCCUAAGUUGACUAAUCACACAACAUAUUUUUCCUACAUCUUAUUUCAGUGAGAUUUGGGAGUUGGAUGACAGUUUAAAAUUUGCUUUAUACCAUUUAGCUUGUGCAAACAUGUUUAAAAGUUUUGAAAAAGUAAAUGAUGUGGUCAAGAGUUAAAGUCUCAUAUCUUUGGUAGCAGUACCAUGAGUUAAUUGAAUUCUUAAUACACGUUUUUUGAAUAACAGAUAUGUACUCUGUAUCUGGUUGGGGGUACUGGUUAGACUGCACUUGAAAUAAGAAUACUACUGGACUAGAAUCAACUCUGAAAUAUUUAAGAAUGUAUUAGAAAGUGCAUGCUUUAUGUUAAAAAGAAUACAUUGCUUUUUAACAUUCCCCAUUCUUUUAUCAGAAAUUAAGUUGCAUGUGUACAAACUUAAAAACAUUUUGUGGGGUUGCAGAUUUCUCUUUAUAUAUGAAGAUUCAGUAUUAACUUGAUCUUUGAAACCUUGGUCCCUCUAACUUACUAGUCACAUUGACUGAUGUUUUAGGCGAUAGUGAUGCCUAGAAUUUUGAGACUAAAAUUAGUUACUUGUUAUUUUAACAUUCCAAAAAUUUGGAUUGUUUUCCCCUCUGGUAAUGACAUUUUCCAUUAUCUUCCUUUAAAUGGCCACGGUAUGUACUGCCUAAAUGUUCCAUCCAAAAGAUGUAGCUUCAGAAGCACAGUGGUUGCUCCAUGGUCCAUGAGACAUUGUUUGUAGUAUGAGGAUGGAGUGCUGUCUACUGAAACAAUACUCUUUAAACAGAUAUGUAGUAUGUAAUAUUUUCUAAUAAAUUCUUUUGAUAAACA